AUGAAUGAUACAUUGUCAUUUGCAAAUAAGAUAAAUAAUAAUGAUAAUAUGGGCGGAAGUUCAUUAGCUGUAAUAGCAAGAGAAGAUGAAGAAAAUAUAAUUUUAGAAAAAGUUAUAUACAAAAAAAGUAUGUUUUUAUAUUUAAAAUCAGAACCAGAACCUGACUGUAAGUUCUUGAAAGAUAAGCUUAAACUAGAAUAUGGGUAUACUGUAACUUUAGAAAAAGCCAAUAAGAGAGCAUUUACAAUAGUGAAUUGCGAAAUGAAUGAAAUUAUUGAUGGAUACGAAAAUAGUAUAAUUCAAAUUGAUUUGGGAGAAGGUAAGAUUGUAAAAAAUGAUUUUCUUUUAAUUGCGGAUAUUGAUAUUCCGAAUUUUGCAAAAUUGGGAGUAUCAUUCGAAAAUUCAAACAUCAAAAAUUCUAACGUUAUAACUAGCUUAACUUAUAAUAUUAUUGAAUAUGAAAAAAUGUCUUUAAAAUUUAAAUUAGAACCAACUAAAGAAUUUAUUGAAGUAGUAAAGGGUGUUAUAGAUUCUAAAGAUCCUAGGAAAUUUAAGAAUGUCAUAAAUAGUUUUGGCCAAUUUAUCCCAAAAGAAAUUAUUUUAGGUGGAAGAGCUUAUUUUAUUGCAAGAGGAAAUUCUGAAGAAAAUGCUGAUGAACACACUACUAAUAUAGGUAGUCAAGCUUCAAAUUUUAGAAUUGAAAUAAAAAGUUUGAAGUCUUUAAAUAAGAAUAAUUCUUCUAAAUAUAAAAGUUUUAAAUUGUUUGGAGGAAAACAAUUUGGUUCUAGCAACUUUAAUGAGUCAGAUUGGGUUGAAUCUUUAAAUGAUUUUAAAUAUUGGAGUUGCAUAAAAUUUAAAGAUCCAGUUAAUGUUUUUCAAACUUUAUCUGAGGAUCUACAUAAUAUUUUAGAAAUUCUUCAAAAUAAAGAUGCUGAAUGUAGUAUCUUUGCAACAGUUAUUGAUAAAAAACAAAAAGAUAUCUUUAACUGCCAAGUUGUUUGGUCAUCAACUGAAGAUCCAAAACUUAUUAUUCAUUGUUUUCAAAACAAAUUUAGAAAGCGUCAAUGUAAAUUGAAAAUCAUGUGGAUGAUCGUUGGUUAUAAUACAAGUUUUGAUUUUAAUCAUUUGGAUUUUGACAUUGAAUUGGAAGUUCUAAAAAAUGAUUUUAAUGCAUCAAAUCACCAAGCUAUAGCUAAACCAUUAGAUUUAAAAUAUAAUCCAUCAGUUCUUUGUUUUGGAAUUCCAGUAUUAAGUAAAUUGGAUACUUCAAACAAUUCGCCAGUUAUUGGACACUAUUUUUUUGAUGACAAAGAAAAUAGAAAAUUUGGAUCAUAUUUAUUUUCUUAUUGUUUGGAAAAAAAUCAUUUUGUUAACUUAUCCAAUUUUACAUUUCAUACUCUUAUUAUUUCAAACUAUCCUAAUUCUAAUAAUUAUGGAAUCUCACCUUUUCAACAUAUGAGUAAGAUAAGAAAAAUACUUAAUCUUCUUAAGCUUGAUUCAUUAAGAUUAAACCCAAAAUUGAUUAGUUUGUAUUCUACAAAAAACAAAUAUAGACCAGUUUUCUUAAAACAAAAAACCAGUGAAAUUAAAAUUAAAUAUAUUAACAUUAAUUGUGAUCAAGAUGAUUGUAUCUGUAAAUGCAAGAAAUUAGAAGAUAACUUAAAAUAUGCUUUCUUAGAUCCAAAAAAUCCAAAUUAA
Rhizophagus irregularis DAOM 181602=DAOM 197198 is the source of this 1698-nucleotide messenger RNA. The record is from RefSeq and is a predicted model, not a curated record. Lineage: Eukaryota; Fungi; Glomeromycota; Glomeromycetes; Glomerales; Glomeraceae.